Messenger RNA from Nanorana parkeri, 3057 nucleotides. RefSeq names its product WD repeat domain 17 (gene WDR17). Gene Ontology annotation, molecular function: protein binding. The annotation marks the transcript as partial. The transcript has 20 exons. The record is from RefSeq and is a predicted model, not a curated record. NCBI's taxonomy places the organism in Eukaryota, Metazoa, Chordata, Amphibia, Anura, Dicroglossidae.
CAUGGAAAAAAUGGCAUUUUCUGCAUCUCUUGGAGCCAUAAAGAUUCUAAGCGCAUUGCCACAUGCAGUGGAGAUGGAUUCUGCAUUAUUCGCACAAUUGAUGGGAAAGUUUUGCACAAGUAUAAACACCCUGCGGCUGUAUUUGGAUGUGACUGGAGCCAAAACAACAAAGAUAUGAUUGCAACUGGAUGUGAGGAUAAAAAUGUAAGAGUGUAUUAUUUAGCCACCAGCUCUGAUCAGCCUCUGAAGGUUUUUACUGGACAUACAGCAAAGGUUUUCCAUGUUCGCUGGUCUCCCCUUCGAGAAGGAAUCCUCUGCAGUGGUUCAGAUGAUGGAACUGUGAGGAUCUGGGACUAUACACAAGAUGCUUGUAUAAAUGUUCUGAGUGGCCACACAGCUCCAGUCCGAGGAUUGAUGUGGAAUACAGAGAUCCCAUAUCUUUUAAUAUCUGGCAGCUGGGAUUACACUAUUCGAGUGUGGGAUACAAGGGACGGGACGUGUCUGGAUACUGUAUAUGACCAUGGGGCAGAUGUCUAUGGUUUAACCUGCCAUCCUAAUCGACCAUUUACUAUGGCAUCCUGCUCCCGGGACUCUACUGUUCGCCUCUGGUCUCUAACACCAUUGAUUUCACCCUUACAAAUAAAUAUCUUGGCAGACCGCCCUUGGGAAGAAAUUAUUGGUAAUACUGACCGUGCCAUGGAACCUGGUGCUCCACCGUUACUGUGCGGAAAAGUGUCCCGUGAUAUCAAACAAGAAGUAGACAAACUGACUGGAAAUCUCAGAGGGAAAAAAUUGAGAUGGUUUUCAGAAUGUCUCUCUCCUCCAGGAGGCAGUAAAAAUUUAUGGGACUUAGUAGCAGUGUUAAAAGGUCAAGAUGACAGCCUUCUCCCUCAGAACUACUGCAAAGGAAUUAUGCACAUGAAGCAUCUUGUCAGAUUUAAGACAUCUAAAGCCCAGGAGCUAACAACAGUGAAGAUGUCCAAGUUUGGUGGUGGCAUUGGUGCUCCAAGUAAAGAAGAGCGGCUAAAAGAAGCUGCAGAGAUCCAUUUAAGGCUUGGACAGAUCCAAAGAUAUUGUGAACUAUUAGUGGAACUUGGAGAGUGGGAUAAGGCACUAUCAGUGGCUCCCGGUGUUUCUAUGAAAUACUGGAAAAAAUUAAUGCAAAGAAGAGCAAGUCAGCUGAUUGAAGAGGAAAAUGACGAUGUAAUUCCCUACUGCAUAGCUACUGGUGAUGUGAAAAGACUUGUACAUUUCUUCACCUCCAGAGGGCAACUUAAAGAGGCUUUACUGGUGGCACAGGCAGCUUGUGAAGGCAACAUACAGUCUGAUCAUGUUUCAGUAACCACUGUAUCACCAACUGAAGGCAACAAUGUGGAAGAUUACACAGAGCUUCUGCAUCGAGUCAGUACAGAACUGGCAGAGUGGUAUUUCCAGGAUGGGCGGGCUGUACUUGCAGCAUGCUGUCACCUGGCAGUAGACAACAUUGAGCUGGCCAUGGCCAACCUCAUUCGUGGCAAUGAGCUGGAGCUGGCGGUAUGUGUCGGCACGGUCCUCGGAGAGAGUGCUGCUCGAGCAACUCAAUAUGCACUGGAACUGCUGGCAAGAAAAUGCAUGACAGUGACAACAUGGGAUUUGGCAGCAGAUCUCCUCAGAAUGAUACCUGAUAAUGAGCUCUUCUUAGUCAAGCUGUGCGCUUUCUACCCAGGAUGCACUGCAGAGAUUAACGACCUUCACGGCAAAUGUAACUUGCCGUGUGUGGAGGAGUGUGUACAGAUGGCAGAGACCUGUUAUGCAGACGGAGACAUCUUCCAAGCUGUCAAAUACUACUUGCUGAGUUCGGAACCAGAAAAGGCCCUGCCGAUUGGCAUCAGUUUUGUAAAAGAACAAAUCAGCAGCUCUGACUGGACCUUGGAUUCUAUUUGUCCAAUCCUCAAUCUUCUCAGUUACAUCAGAACGGAGAGAUUAGUACUUCAUAAAUGUAGUGAAGUACGCAAUGAGCUUCUCAUAGUUUGUGGAUACACUGGAGCUUUGCUAGCUAUUAGAAGGCAUUAUACCAGCAUUGUUCCUGCACUUUAUGAAUAUACAAGUCAGCUUUUGAAACGUCGGGAAGUGUCUGUUCCCUUACAGAUUGAGCAGCUCUCAGUGGAACUGGACGCAUGGAGAUCGUGUACCCUAUCCACUAACAAGUCAGGUGAUGAUCUUCCAUACACACCCCCUACAGAGCUACAAAAAAAGAUUUAUUCAAGUAUUGUGCAAAGAAUAAAAGAAGAACCUCUUAAAGGAUUAAUUGGGCCAGACUAUGUCACAGGAUCCAAUCUUCCAAGUCAUUCUGAUGUCCAUGUAUCCUGCUUAACAGGAUUACGGAUUCAGGGACCUGUAUUCUUCCUAGAAGAUGGCAAGUCUGCAAUAUCAUUGAAUGAUGCUUUAAUGUGGGCAAAGGUCAACCCAUUCUCACCUCUAGGAACAGGAAUAAGACUCAACCCAUUCUAACAAGCACAAAGAGGAGACAAGUACUUUACAGCAGGAUAACAUACCAGUGGGAAUAGGACUACAUGAUGCUGAAAUAAGACUUUCAUUUCUUUCUUUCUUUUCUCUGCGGACAAAGCAGAGAUUUCAUAUGCAGCUAAUUCCAGUUUGUGUUUGGUAAUGGUCAAGUCAAAUCUGUGUAUAUAGUCAGAGAGAGAGUUUGUAGUUUGACUAGCCAAAGACCAACAUUUCCUGUCAAUCUGUUUACACUUUACUUUAUGCAGAUUACCACAUCAUACAUCGCGGCGGUACUGAGUUUCUAUGUCACGUAAAAGUUGGUACCUUACGUCUGAACUCACUGCAAGCUCCUUCGUGGUUCCAUUAGCGCUGUACAUAGGCCAAGAAAUAAAGCUGUGAAAUUUAUGACCAUUUUUAAGUAAUGUAAAGAUUUAGCACACAACUUUGUACUGUAACUUCUACUGUGUGUAGUAUACCACUAAUUGUAAAAAUAUACAUGAAUGAAGACAGAUGGUUGAUCAUAUACAUCCCCUUCCAUGUAUUGUUUAUACAGAUGUUCUAUUUACAGAAUAA